Brassica napus (rape) is the source of this 3048-nucleotide messenger RNA. Its product is annotated as agamous-like MADS-box protein AGL75. NCBI's taxonomy places the organism in Eukaryota, Viridiplantae, Streptophyta, Magnoliopsida, Brassicales, Brassicaceae. The transcript has a single exon. Gene Ontology annotation, molecular function: protein dimerization activity; DNA binding. Bases 314 to 1309 code for a protein of 331 amino acids. The record is from RefSeq and is a predicted model, not a curated record.
AUACAAACAAGACGUUAGUUAAGGAAAUAUUCUUCUAUAGAAUCGAAAGAUUAAUUAAGGAAAUAUGCUUAUAUAUAUACACGAUCGAGAGACUAAUUAAGGAAAUAUGUAGUAAAUAUGGAAAUAAAUCAUUGAGUUUGCGAUUUAAUAAUGACGAGAGAGAGAGACGCUUGUGUUUCCGUAGGUUCCAAGAAACCUAUAUAACAUAUUCAAGCUCACAAAGUUUCUCUCUCACUUUCAUAAUUCUUCUCCUACGUGUUGUUUUGAGAGAGAGGAAAAACCCUAGUUUCUUAGAGAAUCAAGAGAACUCACCAUGCGAGCUUCUUCUUCGUCGUCUUCUAACUCACUUGCUGCAACCAGUUUGAGCAAUAGACUAAAGACAAUCUUCAAGAAGGCUUCCGAGCUUUCUAUCCUGUGUCAAGUUGCGGUUAGCGUCAUCUACUACGGACCAAACGGCGAGUUGAAGACAUGGCCUAAGGAGAAAGAGGUAGUGAAAGACAUGGCCUUAAGGUAUAAGGCGGCCACCAAACGCAAGAAGAGCUCCAAUCUUCAGGAUUUCUUGGAGGGCAAGUUAGAGAACGAUAAGAACUUGAAGAAGAAUAAGAAGAAGACGAAGAGAGAGUUUGAGAACGUCAAGUAUCCAGAUUGCUAUCCAGUUCUUGAUCAUUACUCUCCCGACCAACUCCAUGAACUUGUUCUGUCCUUACAAGGGACUCUCUCUACUAUGGAGGAAAGGAUUCGUGUUCUAGAGGCAAAGAAACAGAGGAACACAAACUUGGUUCAUCAGACAGUGCAACCCUCAAACCCUAGCAAGUGCUCUCUGUAUCUGUAUAACCAUGACGAUGCUACUCUCUCACAGCUCCCACUCUCUGCAUCACAUUCCAACCAACUUAUCAAUUACCAAAAUCACUUGAGGAUGCAGCAGCAGAGGCUUUAUGAUCCUUGCGUAUCUAACACGCAAGGUCACCCAGCUUUACUUUCAGUACAAGAAUCUAGGUUGAAGAAUCAGUUGAUGCAGCAGCAGGAGGCUUAUGGUUCUCAUCAUAACGUGCGUAUGAUGAAUAACACCACCAACAGCAAGGUUCUAGGACAUCCUUGUCCCUUAAAAACAAUUCCAAAGGAGUUUUCUUUUGAUCUCCAGAAGAACCCUAAUGAUGAUAUGGUCGGUAGACCUAAGUACUCUCAAGAUUUUCCAAAUUUGUUUUUAGCCUAUGCUGAUAUCCCUCAGCUUCAGACAUCUUCUCUACCAUCUAUACACCAAACCAUUCCUAACAUUAACCUUAUUCCUGACAACUCAAGAUGUCCCUGAGUUGAAGUAGUUACCUCCUUGAGAGCCAACAAUGAAGAAGUGAAGGGAUGUUUCUUCAUCUAGGUUCCUCCUGCUAUAGUCUAUAAGUGGAGAUUUUUGUUUUGACUUUUUUGGUUUUCUUGAAUUUUGAUAUAUUUAUUCAUUUUUGUAACACUGAUUUAUUAUAAUACUAUAGUUAUGAGAAUGAUUAUCUAAACGAUUCUACAACCGACAAUUCAUAUGAUUUAUGAGAAUUCACGUCUAAUUGUACUACUUGCAACCGCUUCAUGAAGAUCCUCUGAUUAUUUUCACUUGCAUCAUGUUGAAGAUCUCAUGUAAGUUGCUUCUGUUAAUCUACAUAAUUGUUAAUAAAUCGUCUUCUCUGAAGUUCACAACCUUGAUUUCACAGUUUGAAAACAUGAACCCUUGAUGAAACAACUGGAUUAAAAAGGCUUCCACAAUACAUUUAUGUAUAUGCACAUCCAUCUAAAAAUAACCGAGAAGUAAAAAAAGUUUGCAUUAGAGAUAAGUAUCACACAUCGAAAAUUCAAAUGGACCGUAAAUAAUAUAUAAAAGGUUACAGCCAUUCCAUGUACUACCAAUUGAUUUUAAGUUAGAAGCCCUUAAAAACAUGAAUAUGACAUGGUAUCAGAGCAUAGAUCCUAUAAACUGUAAACCCUUAAUUAAUUUAACUUCUCUAUUUAAUCCUCUCAACCGGGUAUAACUAUUUUACUAAACUCGCUCAACCGAAUAUAAAUAUCAAAGUUCUGAAUUUCUUGCCGUAAGAACCAUCAUCUCAAAAAUGAGUAUUAGGGAUAAGUAUAUCACAUCAGAAAUUGAGGAUGUUAAGUAAUAUAUAGAGGGGUAAACCCGAAUCUAGGAGUUGAGAUGUUUAUGUGUUCAGUGACAAGAAUGUUAUCAGUAUAUAAGUUAAACAUCUCAACUGGUUUAAUCCUCCACCUGGUUUUCAUUGCUCUUGCAUCUUUAAGUAUUCAAUCCUCCACCUGGUUUUGAAGGCCCAUUGUUAAAGAGAUUCAACUUCCAUUUUAUUUUAUCUACCCAUCAACUAUUCCCGCGGCAAGCAAAACGCUAAUUCUAAUCGUAUAUAAGAGCUUGAGCUUUUAGCGUUUUGAUGUUAUCGGUUUGAAUACAUGAAAAUUAUAAUACUACCUAAAAUGCUGUGAUACAUUGAUCUUUCUAAAAACAAAAGAACAUUGGAAAGACAGAGGGAAUCAUCAACGGCUAUGACAACCAGCUUCCCAUUUUCUCUAAGCACACAAUAAAAGUAUAAUGUCACGGAUGAAUUAUUUUGUAAUAUACGUAUAUUUUGGUAUGUAAAUUAAUAUUUUAGUUGAAAGUUGUUAGUGAUCUUGUAGUGAUGGAUUCGCCUCGUGGACUCUUAUUAUUCUCCCAAUAAGUCGACACUAGUUGACCUCCUCAACACACGUACGAGUUUUUCUUUAUUUAAGGGAGAAAAUGCUAUUAUUUUCUUGUUUUGAAAUAUAAAUAAUUUAUCUAAAAGCGUGGAUUUUUAGAAACAUAUGUAUACCUUUUUACGAAAACAUUCAAGCAUAUGACUUCUUGGUUCGCCUGUGAUCAUCAUUUAAAAUUGCAUAAAACAAAACAAAACUUCUUAUAAUGUUAUAAUUAAGAACGAUCUACGAAAUGUAAUUUAUGUAUAAUUAAUUUCUUGUUAGUUAUAUAAAAUUAUCAUGUUUGAUUGUAUGCCUACACAUUCAAUAAAAAUAAUGGCCAACUGA